Messenger RNA from Castor canadensis (American beaver), 2452 nucleotides. It is a transcript of the gene Cd248, whose product is annotated as CD248 molecule. Gene Ontology annotation, molecular function: extracellular matrix binding; extracellular matrix protein binding; calcium ion binding. The record is from RefSeq and is a predicted model, not a curated record. Gene Ontology annotation, biological process: cell migration. Gene Ontology annotation, cellular component: extracellular matrix; external side of plasma membrane. Lineage: Eukaryota; Metazoa; Chordata; Mammalia; Rodentia; Castoridae.
GCGAUGCUGCUGCGCCUGCUGCUGGCCUGGGCCGCCACCGUGCCCGCGCUGGGCCAGGCCCCCUGGGCCACCGAGCCCCGAGCCGCCUGCAGCCCCAGCAGCUGCUACGCCCUCUUCCCCCGACGCCGCACCUUUCUGGAGGCCUGGCGGGCGUGCCGUGAGCUGGGGGGUGACCUGGCCACUCCGCGGACACCCGAAGAAGCCCAGCGUGUGGACAGUUUGGUGGGUGCCGGCCCGACCAGUGGACUGCUGUGGAUUGGGCUGCAGAGGCAGGCACGCCAAUGCCAGCCGCAGCGCCCACUGCGAGGUUUCACAUGGACCACGGGAGACCAGGACACGGCCUUCACCAAUUGGGCCCAGCCAGCGACCGGAGGGCCCUGCCCGGCCCAGCGCUGUGCUGCUCUUGAGGCCAGCGGUGAGCAUCGCUGGCUUGAGGGCUCCUGCACGCUGGCUGUUGAUGGUUACCUGUGCCAGUUCGGCUUCGAGGGCGCCUGCCGAGCAUUACCAGAUGAGGUGGGCCAGGCUGGCCCAGCAGUCUACACGACACCCUUCCACCUGGUCUCUACAGAGUUGGAGUGGCUGCCCUUUGGCUCCGUGGCUGCUGUGCAGUGCCAAGCUGGCAGAGGAGCCUCUCUGCUCUGCGUGAAGCAGCCUUCAGGUGGGGUGGGCUGGUCCCAGGCUGGACCUCUGUGCCCAGGGACUGGCUGUGGUCCAGACAAUGGGGGCUGUGAACACGAGUGUGUGGAGGAGGUUGAUGGUCAUGUGUCCUGCCGCUGCACUGAGGGCUUCCGACUGGCCGCAGAUGGACACAGUUGUGAGGACCCCUGUGCUCAGGCCCCGUGUGAGCAGCAGUGUGAGCCUGGUGGGCCACAAGGCUACAGCUGCCACUGUCGCCUGGGCUUCCGGCCAGCUGAGGAUGAGCCACACCGCUGCGUGGACACGGAUGAGUGCCAGAUCGCCGGUGUGUGCCAGCAGAUGUGUGUCAACUACGUUGGUGGCUUUGAGUGCUAUUGCAGCGAGGGUCAUGAGCUUGAGGCAGAUGGCAUCAGCUGUAGCCCUGCAGGGGCCAUGGGUGCCCGAGCUUCCCAGGACCUUGGAGAUGAGUUGCUGGAUGAUGGGGAGGAAGGAGAAGAUGAAGAGGAGGCCUGGGAGGUCUUCGAUGGUGGUUGGACAGAGGAGCCUGGAAUCCUGUGGAUGGAGCCUACACAGCCCCCUGACUUUCGCCUGGCCUAUCGACCCAGCUUCCCAGAGGACAGAGAGCCGAGGAGACCCUACCCGGAGCCCACAUGGCCACCCCCACUCAGUGCCCCCAGGGUCCCCUCAGUGCUCUCUGCCACUGGACCUGUGGUGGUCUCUGCCACACGCCCUACACUGCCUUCUGCCCACCAGACCCCUAUUAUCUCUGCCACCCUGAACCCUGCCCACCAGCCCCCCAUGGUCCCUGCCAUGCACCCAGCUGUGCUCCCUGACCGCCAGAUCCCCAGGAUCGAGGUUAGCUAUCCAGAUCUGCCCCCUGUCCACCAGCCUCCCAUUAUCUCAGCCAGAUAUCCCAAACUGUCCCCUGCCCACCAGCCCCCCAUGUUUCCAGAUACCCAGGCCACCACUCAUCUGCCUCGAAUCCCAGCUAACACUGCCCCUCAGGGCACCAUCUCUAGUGCCCGUCAAGUCCCUAUGGCCCCAAAUGUCCCAGCCUUCAAAAGCCAGGCCCCCCACCUUUCCAUUAUCUCCACUGUCCAGCCCCCUCUGCCCACCACUUCCAGGUCCCCUGUGACUGCUGUCCAUCACAAACUUAGACCUGCUGCUUCCCAGCCUCCAGACCUCCCUACUCCCCUGCCUCCUCAGAGUUCAGCUAACCAGACCUUCCGCAUCAGCACUACCCAGUCCCAUUCCAAAGCCCCCCAAGUCCCAAGGCAAGGAGGCUCUGGUCCCAAGUUGGCCCCAUGGCUGCCCUCAGUGGCCCCUACAGCAGCUCCAACAGCCCUGGCAGAGGCUGGUCUGGCAGGUCGAAGCCAGAGGGAUGACCGGUGGCUGCUGGUGGCACUCCUGGUGCCAACAUGUGUCUUCUUGGUGGUCCUACUUGCGCUGGGCAUUGUGUACUGCACCCGCUGUGGCCCCCAUGCAUCCAACAAGCGCAUCACUGACUGCUAUCGCUGGGUCACUCAUGCUGGGAGCAAGGGCCCCACGGAACCCAUGCCCCCCAGGGGCAGCCUGACAGGGGUACAGACCUGCAGAACCAGUGUGUGAUGCAGGCACAGAUUCCCCCUGCGGGGUCGGGGGAAGGGACAUGCGCUGGACACAUGGCUGAGGCUGCGCCAGGGAUCCGUGGGGGCUGCCCAGCUGGACAGAGAGAUUCCGCUCCCAGGGCCCAGCACUCAUGGCAGAGGAUAUGCCAAGUUCCCCAGGACCUCAGGGGUGGGUGUUGGGGUCUUCUCCAAUAAAUGGGGUGCCAACC